AUGAGUCUCGCGACUAAUCAUGUCAACAACCACAGGAUCAGAUCAGUCCCCUGGAACAAUGUCUUCUACUGGCUUUAUGCAACGAUAAAGCGAGAGAUACAACUAUCAUACUCAUUCAUGGAAAGCAACUUUGACGCAGCUUUUGUCCCUUUCCCCAUAUUCACUACCGCUUCGUUACUAUACCGGAGAGCAACAUAUGAAGAAGCCGUAUCUUCUCUCGCCAAUACACUGCUCUACGGUUUCUUCUUCUACUACAGCACCGAACUAGCAAACAAUGCCGACGGAGGCAUAUUUGAAGACGAGAUUAACAAGCCAAACCGACCAAUAGUGCAGUCCCAGACUACCGUGGCUGCAGCAAAACUACGAUUCUAUAUCGCAUCAGCAACGUGGCUCUUAUUAAGCUACAUCCUAGACGUCUACAUCUGGUCUCUGCUCUGGAUAGCUGUCCUCGUUUCCCACUAUCUGCUACGAGUAUCCAGAAUAGGACCGGCAAAAGAUCUCUGCAUCGUUCUAGGUGUCACUUCCCAGCUCAUGGCCUGUUGGAAGUUGGGUGGCUCCGACAUGUAUGAUGGCUGGAGAUGGGUCAAAUUGAUUAUUAUUUGGAUUUUCUUCACCGUUCCUAUUCAGGAUUUUCGUGAUGUUCCUGGUGAUAUGGCUGCUGGGCGGAGAACGACUCCUAUCCUGUUGGGGGAUAUUCCGGCCCGAAUAUAUGCAUCGACGGGACUAAUUACAACUGAGUACAUCCUCAUCACCCACAGAGUCUUCGAGUUCGGGUACACUCUGCCCACGGUACUUAUGACCAGCCUCAUAAGCCUACUCACUCUUGGUCUCAUUUACCGAUUGACCCGACUUAGGACAAUCGAGCAUGACCGAGUUUCAUAUAGGUGGUACAUCGCGCUGUAUAACUUGAUUCUACUCACCGCGUUUAAUCGCAUUCUUCUAUGGGAAUGUGGUGGAUCCCGAGCUUUACAUGUAACAGAUGCGACCCUAGAUCCUCUAGACAUGGUGCACGUGGAGUACCCAUGUGACCUUCAGGAGCUAGAGCCAGGCGGUUCCAUAACCUACUGUCACAGUCUUCCACGCAGGUACAGGGAGCAGCUGGAACCAGGCGAAACUUACGAGCUGGUCUGGACCGGUACAAAGAUUCCUUUGUGGGACUGGGGAGUCCCUAGUGACUAUAUGGGGUCCCGCCUGACUGCUAAUCCGACACAGUCGGAUUUGAUUAUACCGGGAGGUCCACGUGUUACGUUUACAUAUGAGCAGAUAGAGUCUCCGGCCUUCAUUCGCCGGCAAUCCACCCCACCAUUACUGCUAUCAGACCGUGUACAGGGCGCCCCCAUACUGAGCGUAGAGCUCUCCGGUCCGAAGAUAAUUGCCCCCGAGGGAAAACACUAUGCAUCGUUGUAUGUUCGCUACCAUGGUGGCCCCACAGAUCAGCCGAUAAUAUUCCGUAACCAUGUGAUCUGGGAGCUGCUUCGCUCCUAUCGUCUGGAGAGCGGGUUGUGGGAGCUUCAGGAGGGCCCCUGUGGAUGUUCUGGGCUGUUUCUGGAUGAUCCUAAUGUCACAGUCAAUGUGGUGGAGGACGAAGGCUUCAUUACUCUUAAGCCGGGAGAAUACUGGAGUCCCUCAUGGAUAAUUUUAGAAGACAUCUAUGGUUGGGAAGUAGGAGAUAUAUGGCGUUAUCGCUUCAAGGGUGGUACAGUGGACUGGUGGGACUACGGGGGAGUGGACGAACAUGCCGACACAAAUGUCCAGAUACCACCGCAUCCUUGGGGGAAGGUGACUGAUCCGGCGGACAAUGGGGGUCGACCUCAGCUUGUAAUACCGGCGUCAAAUGCGAUUGAGUUUCGCAUUGUAGAGAAAGAAUAA
Molecule: messenger RNA, 1869 nt
Organism: Aspergillus vadensis CBS 113365
Lineage: Eukaryota; Fungi; Ascomycota; Eurotiomycetes; Eurotiales; Aspergillaceae
Product: UbiA family prenyltransferase
Exons: 6
Coding region: 1-1869 (622 amino acids)
Cellular component (GO): membrane
Molecular function (GO): transferase activity, transferring alkyl or aryl (other than methyl) groups
Source: RefSeq, a predicted model, not a curated record